Aspergillus niger is the source of this 783-nucleotide messenger RNA. RefSeq lists its product as uncharacterized. NCBI's taxonomy places the organism in Eukaryota, Fungi, Ascomycota, Eurotiomycetes, Eurotiales, Aspergillaceae. The transcript has 3 exons. The record is from RefSeq and is a predicted model, not a curated record. Gene Ontology annotation, cellular component: proteasome core complex. Bases 1 to 783 code for a protein of 260 amino acids.
AUGAAUCACUUUCCCGAAGCUUGGGGUCGCCCUAGGGAUGACGUUUACGGACCCUACAACGCCUCAUACCUCCAGACAACUGGUCCGAAAACCCACACUCAGUCACCUGCUGUGACUGGUACGUCGGUAGUGGCAGUCAAGUUUAACGGCGGAGUUGCAAUUGCUGCCGAUAACCUAGCAUCAUACGGGUCUCUUGCCCGCUUCGCUGAUGUGAAACGUCUUCGCAAGUUUGGCGAUUCUGCCAUCAUCGGAUUCAGUGGUGACGUUUCGGAUAUGCAGUAUAUCGACCGACUACUGGAGUCCAUCGAUAUCAGAGAAAAUUACUCUACCCACGGAAACACGUUGAACGCCAAGAACCUUCAUACUUAUUUGUCGAAAGUUUUCUACAAGCGCCGUUCUGAGUUCAACCCCCUCUGGAACCACAUCUUGGUGGCCGGGUUUGAUGGAGACAAGAAGCCAUUCCUCAGUUCUGCGGAUCUGCUGGGGACCACCUUCUCAGCUCCUCAUCUCGCGACCGGCUUUGGUGCCCAUCUUGCCGUUCCAAUCCUUCGCCGGCUGUUCCCAGAGGAAAGGCCUCUCGAGUCAAUCACCAAGGAUGAGGCCGUGGCGGCGCUAAGGGAAUGUAUCAAGGUUCUCUGGUACCGUGAUGCGCGGAGUCUGGACAAGUACUCCUUAGCUGUUAUUACUGAAGAGGGAGUUGAGAUUCAGGAGGACCAGCAGGUUGAAGCCCAGAGCUGGGCAUUCGCCGAAACCAUCAAGGGAUAUGGGGCUCAGGUUAACUAG